Molecule: messenger RNA, 2169 nt
Organism: Alternaria novae-zelandiae
Lineage: Eukaryota; Fungi; Ascomycota; Dothideomycetes; Pleosporales; Pleosporaceae
Exons: 5
Coding region: 1-2169 (722 amino acids)
Source: RefSeq, a predicted model, not a curated record
AUGCGCGCCAUCCGCAACUAUCUGCAUAAGCAAGCGCCUUCAGUCAAGCGCGCUAUUCGUCGCUUUGAACAGGAAGGCAUCUCAUUCCUCUCCUUGGAUCCAGACGUCAUGGACUAUAUCGCUGCGUACAGUGAUGAAAUCUUGCGGCAGGCGCCUUCUUUGCACUCUCCCACGGAGACUGGAACGACUUCGGCUGUCGACCACGACAAUGCGCGAGGCUCAGCAAUACCUACACGCGCUACAGGGUCGAAGAAGCGCGCCGCGUCAGACGGUACCGUGACUGGCAGGCCGAGCAAAACCGCGAAAACGACCGGGAACCACGAACGAAGUCCAUCAGCAGCCGUACAUAUGGACAUUGAAGGACGGGAGGAGGAAGGCGCGGCCACGGGGCAGGAUGAUCAAGAGCAUGCUGGACUGGAUGUAGUCGGUGCUGCAACGUCGGAGAACCCGACAAACCUCGCUCGCGGCUCGUCCGGUCGAGCCGAGAUGCAGCUGGAAAGACGCCAGAUGCUUGGUACACGUGCUGGCAAGGGAAAAGCGCCACAGGCAAUGGUUGGGCGGAUGAAGCCAACCAGCGCUAGCUGCACCGUGACCCCCACCAAAUCUCCCCACCGCAAGGCCCCGGCUGCUCCAAGACGUGUCACAACAGAAAGCGCAACCCCCAGUCACGACAAGGACGAUGAUGUAGCUGUCAUCUCAUAUCUCCAGAAGCGCUACGAUCAUGUCGUCAACAUCGAACGCGAGGCGAGCAGCGAACUGCGGAAAGUGCAGGCCGACAACACGAACCUGCGACAAGAGAUCGAAGAGCUCCGCCAACAAGUCGAAGAGCUUCAAACACCAAGCCAUGCUGAACUUCGUCAACAUGCUACUACUCUCAAGCAGCAAGUAGAGACGCGAUCUUUGAACGAGAAAACGACGCUGUCUAUUCAGGCCCUUGAACUUAGGCAGUGCAAAGAGAGGAAUCAGCUUCUCGAAGAGCGCCUCAAGAACAAGGAAGCACUUGUAGGCCAUCAGAAAUGCAUGCUCGAUAACCUGAGAGAGCCUUACCUCAUCCCUCGGUCUCAGGCAUAUCCAAUCGAAUACGACAUCCAGUGUCUUGGUCCAAUGUGGUCUCGUCGCAUGGAAGGCUUGGCACGUGUCUUCCCACAAUACAACCCGGCCACCACUUUGAGUCCUCAAUAUGUCCUCCCUGCGAAGUUCGAGAUCGCCAUGCGUACCAUCACUGGGCUACCACUAGCACAGACCAGAAACUUAGCGCUCUCGGCGUGCUUCGCUAAUGUUACGGGCCUACCCACCGACGUUAACAUCCACGCGGCCUUGUUCAAGUCCUAUGCGCUACGAUGGGUCUACGACACUAAUUUCCACACCGAUGGACUAAAUUCGGAGAAACUGGAGGAUCUGUGGCAGUCGAUCGCUUUAGAAGGCGGACUCGAAUCUGUGCGCAAGCAAGAUACGAUAGCCACACUCUUCAAGAUCAACAACCAGCAUUUCCGAGACAACGAACUACCUGCCAAGGCCAAACACCAAAUGGACAUAUUCAUCGAGGAGUUCCGUGAGCUCAUUCCCUGGCUGGACACCAAGCGUGCAGAGCUCACGACCUGGCUGAAAUACGUCAUGAUAAUCAAGAUCGAGCUUCUUGUAUCCAAUCAACAUCACAAGAUGGCCUUCCCACCACCUGGAGUACCCUUCGACAAGGCGACGAUGCAUGGCUUCCUCGAAAACGGAGAUAGUCCGGGACUUGGGGAAGACUGGUCGAAGUAUCGGGUCAAAGUUUGCCUCAGCCCUGCGCUUUACAUGUGCAUCCUGGAGCCAGAGUGGAGUGAUAUCAACGGCUUCGAUCCCAGCACAGACAACUAUAAAGAUGCUCUGCUCGAAUCGAGGGAUUUCUUUCCUGAGGAGCCGGGCAAGUAUCAUGGUUGGGAAGGAUCUUUCCUGGUGGCUCGGGCUCUAGUUUCUAUCGAGAAGUGUCCAGAGGAGCCGCAGCCGAGUCAGGUCCCACGACUUCGACUCAUCCAACGCUCAGCAGAGAAGAGUCAAGAAGUGGCGGAGGAUUACGUUGAUGAAGCCAAUAGUGAAGAUGGUGACCAUGACGGGGGUAGCGUUAAUAGCACGGAUGGUAAGAGUAACGAAGACAGCGAGUAUAGUGCCGAUGGUGUCGCGGAGCAGUAA